Candidula unifasciata is the source of this 1917-nucleotide messenger RNA. NCBI's taxonomy places the organism in Eukaryota, Metazoa, Mollusca, Gastropoda, Stylommatophora, Geomitridae. The record is from the annotation of a GenBank genome assembly.
CUUCCACCAUCAGUGAAGAAAAUUAAACAGUUUCAGUUGCCAGCAAUAACAGGUAAACUGAGUGUUGCCAUGUUGGAGAUGCUGAAAGAUCAGACAGUGGACCGUAUCCUACAGGCAGAAAAAGCUGCCGCAGUCGGCCACGUGGAACAUCAUCGGGGGAAACUCUUGGCAACCCUCGCUACCUUAUUCGGACAAUCCACCAAAUUGGGUUUCAAGGAAUACAUCUUUAACGAUUUACGCAGUCGUCAGGAACUGGCAUUUUCCUGGCUCUACCAGGAGUUUGCAUUCUGUCAAGGCUACAGCGCCAACCACUCAAAUGCUCACAAGCCGGCUGGACUGGAGAGCUACGAUGCCUGUUUGAGCGGCCUACUGACCAGUCUCUUGGAGGCAGAUGACCAUCAUGGGGACAGCCUGUUUCACCGUCUAAUGCUGGAGGCACCAGCUCUGACUGACAGCGCCCUAGCUAUCAUGCAUCGCUACUGCUUUACCACUAAGCACACGGAGGCAGGCAUGAAGACACUGAUACAGCUAAUCAACAAUCGUCCAGCAUGCAGACCAAAGAUACUAGAGCUGCUCUUAGAAUUCACAAGCUUUGACAAGUCAGAGAUUCGCAAUGUUGCCAUCAAGUCAGCUCAGAGCCUGCACGCCAGUGGCAGGAUGCAGGCUGAGAUUGAAAGGUAUGCCAACAUGCAGCUGAAGAAGCUGCUGCUGCCAAAGCCACCACCGGUCCCUGGAAAGCAAGAAGCACCAGAAACCUGGACAGAAGACAUGAUUAAGGCUCAUCUGUACCUUCAUCUGGGGCUCUUGCCUUCUAAUCACAAACUUAUCCAUGAGUUAGCUAACGUCUACACAGCCACCACAGCUGAUAUAAAGCGUACGAUCCUUAGAGUGCUAGAAGUGCCAGUGAAAGGAAUGGGUAUGGAUUCCCCCGAGUUGCUGACCCUGGUGGAAAACUGCCCCAAGGGAUCUGAGACUUUAGUGAUGAGGAGGGACAGUUACCACAGUGAAAGAAGCAUCGAGGUGAUGGAAGCACUGCCCAAACUAAUCAAACUCAACCCAAUGGUUGUGAAAGAAGUGUUUAACCGACUCAUGGGAAGCCAUGUGAGCAACGAUUCGACGUAUCACUCACCGCUGACGCCAGUGGAGCUUCUUGUGGCUCUGCACAAUAUUGACUCUGCCAAGUGUGACAUUAAAACUACAAUCAAAGAGGUGCUGGCCAUUGUCAUGCAACAGUUGAUGGAACAGGACCCUCUGCCCACGCUUCUCAUGAGGACUGUGAUCCAGUCCCUGUCCAUGUACCCACGGCUGAUUGGGUUUGUUCUCAACAUUUUGCAGAGACUCAUCAUUAAAAAGGUGUGGAAACAGAAGAAAGUCUGGGAAGGUUUCAUAAGAUGCUGCCAGCGGGCCAAACCACAGUCCUUCCAGGUGCUGUUGCAGCUGCCUGCCGCACAGCUCAAGGAUGUGUUUGAGGUCUGCCCUGAUCUCAGGGAGCCACUUCUGACUCAUGUGCAGAGCUUCACAGAAAAUCAGAAGGCUCACAUCAACAAGGCAGUUAUGACUGUGCUGGAGGAGGCGGAGUUGCGCGCAGAGAUGGCGGAGGCGGAGAAGGUAAAUACUGGCAAGGAACGAGAGAAGGAAGAAGUCCACAAGAUUCAAAGCAUGACAGAUAGUACCCCUCAGAAGAUGUCAACCUUGACGGUUGUAAAAACUGUUGAGAAUACACCGUCAGUGUCGGAGACAGUGAAAGAAAAGACAAGUAGCAUCAAGAUAUCUUUCCCCUCAAAUAAGGGAGGUGAGAAGCCUGAGAGGAAAAGGAGCCAUGAGCGGGAGUUUAGCAAGGAACGCAGAAAAGAUGAUGAGAAAAACAAAGAUGAUGAUAGGAGCGAAGAGGAUUACUUAUCUAGGAGGAGUUCAAAG